CUAAUGCCUCCUUCAGUUGUUUGCCAACCGCCAAUAUAAGAAGAAGAAGAAGCAGUCUCUCAGCUGAGGGCUUUCAGGAAGUGCUCAACUUGUGACUGACAACAACCCUGACGUGAGAGGAAACACAUUUGUAUCAAUAAUGGCUGAGCCCUGGAUAUCUUCCAUUGAUGGAAAGUUGGCUGAAGAAUUUGCUGCCCCCUCCCAUGUUGAGGAGGUUAAGGAGAAGAUGGCUGCUUUUGCCACUUGUCACGCCGAAGCAGGUCGCAGAGUAGUUCUCAUCACGUCAGGGGGCACCAAAGUCCCCUUGGAGUCGCGCACCGUCCGCUUCCUGGAUAACUUCAGCAGCGGCCGGCGAGGAGCCUCCUCGGCGGAAUACUUCAUAGACUCGGGCUACGCUGUCAUUUUCUUGCACAGGCACCGCUCUCUCUACCCCUACACACGCAUGUUUUUAACCAUCAACAUGCUGGACUCCCUGCAGUUCAGGGGUGGAGAAGAAACCGGUGAGGUGGUGGUCAACCAGCAGGUGCUUCCGGACAUCGCCAGAGUACUGAAGAGGUACAACGAAGUGAAAGAAGGUGGACUUCUUCUACCCAUCGAGUUCAACACGCUUUCAGAGUAUCUGCAUUUACUGAAAGCAGCAGCACAGGCACUCAGCACUAUAGGAUCAAAGGCCAUGUUUUACUUGGCUGCAGCCGUGUCUGAUUUCUACAUACCGGCGUCAGAGAUGCCAGAACACAAAAUCCAGUCUUCCAACGGGCCUCUUCAGCUCAGCAUGAAGAUGGUUCCCAAGAUCCUGUCGCCGCUUGUUAAAGACUGGGCGCCUCAAGCGUUUGUCACAUCCUUCAAGCUGGAGACUGACUCGACCAUCCUACUCAACAGGGCCCGGCGGGCUCUGGACACUUACCGGCACCAGGCGGUGGUGGCCAAUGUGCUGGACUCCCGGCGGGGUUACGUGGUGGUAGUGACCCCAGAGACUCAGUCUGAGCUGGUCCUCACCGAGGAGGACGUGAAGAAGGAGGUAGAGAUCGAGGAGAGGAUAGUGAGCAACCUGACGUCGGCGCACAGCAAGUUUAUUACUCAACAAGCUGGGUGAUUAAAAAUGUAACCUGUUAGGUUUUAAUUCAUCCCUGCUUGUCCCCAUGAAGAGUUUUCUCUACAUUCAGUUUGUUGUGGUAACUACAAACAAAUCAAGCCAUUUAUUGUCAGUGUUCUUUGAAUGUUUAUUCAUGUUGUCAGAGAAACACCGCAUGAUUUCAGGACUGUUGACCAUUAAUAAACAUGCACAUAUACAGCUGCACCUCCACA
Molecule: messenger RNA, 1305 nt
Organism: Girardinichthys multiradiatus
Lineage: Eukaryota; Metazoa; Chordata; Actinopteri; Cyprinodontiformes; Goodeidae
Gene: ppcs
Product: phosphopantothenoylcysteine synthetase
Exons: 4
Coding region: 140-1093 (317 amino acids)
Biological process (GO): coenzyme A biosynthetic process
Cellular component (GO): nucleus; cytoplasm
Molecular function (GO): phosphopantothenate--cysteine ligase activity
Source: RefSeq, a predicted model, not a curated record